UUUUCCCGACCCGAUACAGUGUAACCAUGGCGUUUCAUGGGGAAACUAGCCUUCUAGAUUCGCCUGUCGCCAUGACCUAUCUAGCGGCUCAGAGCAGCUGCCUGAUAUGCUAUCGAGGCGGUCGUGAUAGCCAGGUUGAAAAAGGUGGAAGCGAUUUACUUUUUUGGUUUCCGGUUCAGCUCGGUUGGUCACAGUUGCAUCGAGGUUUUGUGCGAUAUAUUAGUCUGCCGUGCGAUAACCUAUUCAGAUUCGCAAAUCAUGACACGUCCUAGCAUCAGCCUGUCGGUGCGGUGAGCCGUUACUCGCAUCUCACGGGUAUCCCGCCACCUCACGGCGAUUAGGGUUUCGUUAACUGCAGGCCACCGAUCUGCAAGAGAAUGACGAUCUCUACUAGUAGCACCUUGACGGUCUUCAGUACCUUAACGAUCUGCGGUUUUUUUGCCGUAAUCACCGGCCUGUCGUCGAGCAUUGCCGUGACGGCAUGGUCAGUCACUGGCCAGCACCCAGCAUCAAUGGGGCAUCGCGCUUCAACGACGGGCCGACAUCACAGCAGCCUACACCACCACCGAUUUCAUCAGGAUCCCACUCAAUACAAUCACAACCGGUACAGUCACGACAAUGGUUACAAUCACGACCACGAAGUGCAGCGUCAAGUCUCCUCCCUGCAGCGGCAGCAGCAAGAGGAGGAGAGUCAACCUCCGCCCUUCUUUGCCGCUGUGGCUGCCGCUGCUGCUUCAGGGAAGCCUGCUCUCCUGAAUUUGUCUCUCAAACCGCCUGCUGCUGCUGAGUCAACGCGGUCAGCUGCUGCUGAGUCAACGGGGCCAACAGAGUCAAACGCGAUGACUUCUGCACGGGCAGAGGCAGCAGCCGUGGCAGACCCUGCUGCUACAGUUGCUGAUACAACUGGCGCUACAGCUGGCGCUACUGCAGCUGGAGUUGCUGCUACAGCACCUAUUGACACGACUUUCGCUACAACUGGUGCCACAGCUGCUACAGCCGCUACAACUGGAGAUGCAGGGGAUGCUGGGAUCAGGAGAGCAGUGAUCAUCGGCCCUGUGUCUUUAAAAUCUGCCGCUACAGCCGUUACAGCCACAGGAAUCCACGCCUCCAAGAAACGCAGCAAAGCAAAGAAACGCCCCAAGGGCCCCUGCACGUCUCUGAAGAAAGUAUUCAUAAUCAACGUCACCUCGGCUGCUGAUUUCAAAGCCCGGACCGCCCUCCCCCCGACCACCACCGUCAUUCUGAAUCUUCAAACCGACCUCGCUCUCCCCACAGGGGUCGUUUUCCAGGGCCAGUUUUCCUGCACGAUCCUGAUGUCCGCGAAAUGGCCCGGUUACACGAUCACGGGUGGUAACCCUAUGUACCCUGCGUUACGCGUGUGGAACACAAACAACUUCGUAUCGAUGAACGUGAACUACCAUGUCCCAGUGUCAGAGAGCAGCCCAGCGUGCGCCAGCGUGCCUGAGCUCGGGAAAAACGACUCCUGCCCUGCGAUCUCUGUCUACAAGUCCUAUGGGGUGCAGAUUGGGAAGGGAGCCAUCUUUGGCCGAAUUGAUGUGUUAAGAAGCAUGGAUGUGCGCCUAGAUUCGCUCAAGGUCACCGGAGUGUCCACGCCCCUCUAUUCGCCCGGGGUGAUCCGCGUGGCGCUCUCUGGCUACGGCCCCGCUCUCCUGCGAUCAGGGAUUGUUAUCUCCAACAACGAGGUCUACGGCGUGAACACCCCCAUUGUGCUGCACAGGGGCGCCAUAGGCGUAACCGUUGCCAACAACUACAUCCAUGACUUCAUCUUUGCGGGCGUUCGCUGCGGCGUCGACGUGCACUACAGCGGCGACUGCAUGCUCACUCGGGUCAACUCCAACCUGAUAGUCGCCACGGGGCGCAAUAUGAACGGCGAUCACGACGCGGCGGGGAUCUAUUUCUGCUCACACUGGUUUAGCCCCGGGAACUCCGCGCUCUGCAAUUAUAUAUAUAACGGGGAUCACUGCUAUUAUAUCGAUUACUGCGCGUCCGGCGUGCUUGUGAGGGGCGGCGCGUGCGUCAACACGUACGACGGCAUGAAAGUUAACAACGGAAAAUGGAAUAUAAUCAAGGAUGUGGCGAUGAAGGGCACUGUGGGGUCGCUGGGCUGGACGUCCUGCUUUACAGUCACGGUCAACAACUGCCUGAAAGACCCGGGAAACUACUGGGAAGCCAUGAGAGUGAAAUACUACAACUCAGAUAGGAUUAACAAGCUGUGGCCAUGGAUGCAGAACGUGUGCAAGGAGACGUCGGCCAAUGGUGGCGUGCCAUGCAACCCGCCCAAUGGUCCAGGUGCUGACAUCACCGGGGCGUGCAGCGGCCUGGGAACCGACAACAUUAUCGACGUCAUCGCUGUUAACACCACCGAAUACGGCCUCGAUAACAAGCAUUGUGAGAAUUUCCCCAUUACGGCGGAGUUGAAUCAUCAAACCAACCUCACCUUGAGGGACCCUCUCUCAGCCGGUUUCCUGAAUUACCAGGGAAAUGAUCUGGGGCUGAAUAAUGACUCACUGAUUUAUAAAUACCGGCCGGAUUAUUUGAGCUGCCCGCUGGGGCUCGUUGGGCCAAGAAGGUUCUCAGCAAAAUAUUUCUUCGACCGUUAUAACACCCCGAUGCCGGGCGGUUUUCGCAAGGUGGUUAUGAUGGACAUGAAGCAUAUCUUUGAUAGAGACUUGAUCACCGCGUUGGCAAAGGUUGGAGGCGUUGGCAAACGAAUUAGUUUGAUUCCCCUACUUUUCUUAGCCUUUUUGUUGUCAGUACUCAUAUUAUAGAAUUCUGGUCAUUUUCUCACAUGUGAAGCGCAUUGCUUAUUCGUUGACUAAGGCAUCAUG
Molecule: messenger RNA, 2849 nt
Organism: Closterium sp. NIES-67
Lineage: Eukaryota; Viridiplantae; Streptophyta; Zygnematophyceae; Desmidiales; Closteriaceae
Source: the annotation of a GenBank genome assembly